Molecule: messenger RNA, 6744 nt
Organism: Salvelinus namaycush (lake trout)
Lineage: Eukaryota; Metazoa; Chordata; Actinopteri; Salmoniformes; Salmonidae
Product: 5'-3' exoribonuclease 1-like
Exons: 41
Coding region: 315-5516 (1733 amino acids)
Biological process (GO): nuclear-transcribed mRNA catabolic process; rRNA catabolic process
Cellular component (GO): nucleus
Molecular function (GO): 5'-3' RNA exonuclease activity; RNA binding
Source: RefSeq, a predicted model, not a curated record
AUGAAAGCGCCAAACGACAAGAAAAACAAAGGCCAUCUUUUUUAUAUAGGGUGUUUUAUUAAUAGUUGUUAAAAUACUAGCUAAUCAGUCACAGUAGUAGGCCUACAUGGGAUAAUGUUACUAUUUUCUGUUUGAGAGCUGGCAUUUAGGUUAUUACGUCAUUGAUUCCACCCGGACUGCUUUACUGGCUGUACAGUUACAUUCUACCGAACGGAACCCCCAGUAGCAAAAGCAACUUCUCAUGUUACUUUACGCAUCUCUUAUACCCUUGCAUUUGUAUUAAUUUAACCCAAGAUAAAGAGUUUGUGGUCAAGAUGGGAGUGCCGAAAUUCUACCGAUGGAUUUCUGAAAGAUACCCAUGCCUGAGUGAAGUUGUCAAGGAACAUCAGAUCCCAGAGUUUGACAACCUCUACCUGGAUAUGAAUGGCAUCAUCCACCAGUGCUCCCACCCCAACGACGAGGACGUCCACUUCCGUAUCUCGGAGGAGAAGAUCUUUGCGGACAUCUUCCACUACCUGGAGGUGCUGUUCAGGAUCAUCAAGCCCAGGAAGGUGUUCUUCAUGGCCGUGGAUGGGGUGGCUCCUCGGGCCAAGAUGAACCAGCAGAGAGGCAGGAGAUUCAGGUCGGCCAAAGAAGCAGAGGACAAGAUAAAGAAAGCCCUUGAGAAAGGAGAGGUCUUACCUUCUGAGGCCCGCUUUGACUCCAACUGCAUCACACCUGGGACGGACUUCAUGGCCAGGCUACAGGAGCAGCUCAAGUACUUUGUCAACAGCAAACUAUCCACAGAUAAUGCCUGGAAAGGAGUCAACGUCUACCUUUCCGGACACGAGACUCCAGGAGAAGGAGAACACAAGAUCAUGGAGUUUAUCCGCAGGGAAAACUCUGAGCCAGGCCAUGACCCAAACACACGCCACUGUCUCUAUGGCCUGGACGCUGACCUGAUGAUGUUAGGUCUGACCAGCCACGAGCCACACUUCUCCCUACUCAGAGAAGAGGUCCGCUUUGGAGGGAAGAAAAACCAGAAGAGAAUAACAGCUCCAGAGGAGACAACCUUCCAUCUACUGCACCUGUCACUAUUUAGGGAGUACAUAGACUACGAGUUCUCUGAAGUUAAGAACAAGAUCUCGUUUGAGUACGACCUGGAGCGAAUCAUCGAUGACUGGAUCCUAAUGGGCUUCCUGGUUGGAAAUGACUUCAUCCCUCACCUUCCUCAUCUUCACAUCAACCAAGACGCCCUGCCUCUCCUCUACCGCACCUACAUCAGUGUGCUGCCAACGCUGGGAGGGUACUUGAAUGAGAAUGGCCACCUGAACCUGGGCAACUUUGAGAAGUACCUGGAGAAACUGUCCGAGUUUGACAGGGAGCACUUCAACGAGGUGUUUGUGGAUCUCAAGUGGUUUGAGAGUAAGGUGGGCAACAAGUACCUGAACGAGGCCGCGGGACGGGCAGCAGAGGAGGCUCACAGCAAGGACGCCAGGAAGAAAGACCUGGACUCUCUGCAUCUAACUACGCUGGAUGGCGGGAAGGACAGAGCCCCUGGUAGGGGUUUUGAGGAGGAUGGUGAAGAAGAGGACAUGUUUGAGGCAGAGUUCAGACAGUACAAACGCACCUACUACAUGACCAAGAUGGGAGUGGAGGUGGUCUCAGAUGAGUUUCUAGCAAAUCAGGCGUUGUGCUAUGUGGAGGGAAUCCAGUGGAUCCUGCAUUACUAUUACCAUGGAGUCCAGUCCUGGAGCUGGUAUUACCCUCACCACUAUGCCCCGUUCCUGUCAGAUGUGAGGAACAUAGCCCAUCUGAAGUUGACCUUUGACAUGGGCAAGCCUUUCAUGCCCUUCCAGCAACUACUGGGAGUCCUGCCCGCUGCUAGCAAAGACCUGCUUCCCCAGAGCUACAGGCACCUGAUGACAUCAGAGAAUUCUAGCAUCAUUGAGUAUUACCCUCUGGACUUCAAGACGGACCUCAACGGGAAACAGCAGGAGUGGGAGGCAGUGGUGCUCAUCCCCUUCAUCGACGAGAGAUGUUUGCUCGCUGCGAUGGAGCCUUAUAACGAUCACAUGACCAAGGCUGAGAAGGCCCGAAACCGCCACACAGAGUGUGCUGUGUACAGCUACCACGCUGAGCUAGACUACCCUUACACCUCCACCCUGUCUGAACUGUUCCCCAACAUCAUGCACUGCCAUGUCAGGGUGACAUCGGUUCCCAUGGACGCGUGGCACGUGUCGUUGAGCCACGUGGGGCGCAGCGACAACAGCAGCCAGCUCUACUUCCUCGGCUUCCCCACCCUGCAGCACAUCAGACACAAGUUCUAUAAGAAGAAGCACGGAGUGGUGGUGUUCCAGCAGAGCAGCCGAGGAGAGAACAUGAUGCUGGAGAUCACACGUAGCAAAGAGGAACCCGUGUGUGGCGAUGUGGCGGCCCUGGUCCUGGGUCGCUCUGUGUUUGUCAACUGGCCCCACCUAGAGGAGGCCAGGGUAGUAGCAGUGUCUGACGGGGAGAGCAAGUUCUUCCUGGAGGAGCCGGCGGGAGUGCAGAAGCUGUAUGACCGGGACUCUCCUCCCCCCACCAAGGUCACCUACCUCAGUGACAAGGAGCAGAAGGACUGGGUGAAGGACGUCCAGGGCAUCACUGAGCAUUUCAGUAAGCGUAAGGGCAUCGUGGUGAAUGAGACGGCGGUGGUGUUGUAUGCCCAGCUGCUGACAGGCAGGAAGUAUGUACCUGGGCAGAGCGGACAGGUGCACCUGGAGAAACAGUGGUCCAAGCAGAUAAUGCCUUUCGCCAACCAGACCAUCGUCAAGGAUAUCAAGGCCUUUGACUCGUCGUCGACUCGCUUCCAGACCCUGGAGGAGCUGUUUCCCCCGACGACCACAGUGUUCAUGGUGGGGAACCCCUACUACGGAGCCAUGGGAGAGGUGCAGGAGUCUAGUGACGUCAUCAAAGAGGGACGAGUGUGGGUGGUGUUCACGGUGCCCUGUGAACCACCGAUGGAAGCCUUAAUACAGAACCAGCAUAAAUACUGUGUGAAGUACAGUCCCGGGUACGUUCUGGCCUCUCGCCUCGGCAUCACCAGCUACCUCGUCUCCAGAUUCUCCGGCAGCAUCUUCGUCGGCAGAGGAUCCAAGAAGAAUCCCCACGGGGAGCAGAAGGCAAACGUGGGUCUGAACCUGAAGUUCAAUAAGAAGAAUGAGGAGGUGCCAGGUUACACCAAGAGAACUGAGAAGGAGUGGCUCUACUCUGACGCUGUGGAGGAGCUGAUGUCUGAGUACCUGGAUAGGUUCUCUGAGGUGUUUGACCUGGUGUCCAGGAACAGUCACGAUGAUGUCUUCUACGAGGACGACAUCUGGCCUGCGGAGUACGAGAACGGCGCGGAGAAGGUGAAGGAGAUCACUUCCUGGUUGAAGACCCACCCAGUCGCCGACAUCGCCCGCACGUCAUGUGACCUGCAGAUCCUGGACAAGGCCAUCGUGGAGCGGAUCGAGGAGGAGGUGCUGAAGGCUAAGGUGAAGAAGAGCAUCGAGAAAGUACGUGUUACUGUGAAGCCACGUUUGCUCUUCAGGCCCUUAGAGCAGCAGCACGGUGUGGUCCCUGACCCAGAUGCAGAAUACCACCUGUUUGACCGGGUGGUCAACGUCAGAGAGAGCUUCUCUGUCCCCCUUGGCCUCAGGGGAACCGUCAUCGGCAUCAAGGCAGCUGAUCGGGAGGCUGAGGUGUUGUAUGAGGUUGUUUUCGAUGAAGAGUUUGCUGGUGGACUUACUAUCAGGAGUGCGGCGGGCCGUGGCUACAGGUUGCCUCCCUGUGCCUUAAUCAACCUGAGCCACGGGGGCCGUGUAGAGCAGGGCUUCCACAAACUGACCGCCGUUGUCAAGCCCCAGCCUUCCUCCUCCCACCAACACAACAAAGGACAGCUGGGCGGGCUGAACCACUCACCGCGAUCACCCUUCAUCUCCACACAGCAGCAGAAUGGCAGACAGAACAUUCUCAGGGCAGACACUCAGGGCAACAAAAACUCUGCACACAAAGCCAGCCAGAAACCGAAACCUAAGGGUAAAGAUGAGGAGUUCAGUAAUGUGUGGCAGUCUCUGCAGAGCUCUGGAAUGCCCCAGAAACCACCAGCUCACUGGCAACAAGACAAUUCGGGUAAGUCUGCCUGGGGUACAGGGUCUCCCGGACAGGAAGUGCAGUUCCAAGGGCAACAAGGCAGGAACCAACCCCAGAGUCAACAACCGCAACCUCCCAAACCUGCCGUUACCCUGUCAGGCCACCAUCAGGAGACUACAGAUCCCAGCAGCUCAGGGUCCUGUAGGAAGUAUCAGACUCCUCAAGAGAAACGAAGAUGUCAAUUCUCUGUUUCCCGCUCAGAACGCUACAAAGAAGGUACAGACGCGCACACCACACACACACACACACACACACACACAAUCUUACCCACUUGUCUCCAGCAGACAGAGUUCGAGGAGUUGAUCGCUAACCUGAAGAUCUCCAAGGGCAACGAGUCAGCUCCACCCCCUCCAGCCAAAGAGCCCACGAGCCAAACAGAGGAGCCGCUUUCUCCGCAGUCAUUUGCUAUGAAGGGAACUCUGGCCCUGAAGGAGAUGCUGAACAUUGGCGCCGGCCCGGACUCCACUAGUCCCGCCUCAUUCAACCCACAGCAGCAGAACAAGAGACGACCCACCAAGAAACUGGCGGCGAGGAUGGGCGACUCUGUGUUACCCGCGGCCCCAGCAGCAGCAGUCUCUCCCCUGCAGUCCCCCCAGCCCUCCAUGGUUCCCAGUGUGGCCUCAGAGCUGACCAGGAUCUGUAUGGGCCUGGGUAUGGCCCCGCCUGACUUCACCUUCAUGCGCAGCAGACACGGUCUGCUGGUGUACCAGGUGAAGCUCUCCAGUGGUCUGGUGGUCCAAGGUCCCCAGUGUCAGUCCGAAAACGAAGCCAAAGAGAAAGCAGCUCUUUUCGCCCUGCAGCGCCUUAAUUCAGUGGGUUCUGGGUUCCCCCUGCCACCGCCUCUGUUCUCUGGGGUCGGACAGAUAAGGGGAACGCCCAUGGGACCCAUCCCUAACAUAUUUGGUCAAUCGGGUGGUCUGUUAAUGCCUCCUCAGGGGUAUGGUCAACUACACUGGGGCAUGCCCCUCCCGCCUCACCAGGGCCAGCCCUUCUACGGGGGCACCUUCCCUGGCGCCCGGCCCCAGGCACCCUCCGUCCCCAUCGGCUCACACAACCAGUUUGUCCCCCUGCAGGUCACUAAGAAGCGCGUGUCCUCAGUCAAGAAGCCCCAGGAGUUCUGCAAUGCGGCUCACACGGCCAGGAACCAAGCCCCGGGCAGUGAAUUCCCGUCUCACUCCCAACCUUCCCUAUCCCCGGCCCCCUCCACACCCCCAAAGACCACCCAGGUAGCGGGGACCCCAUCCACGCCCCAAACACCACGCCAGAACCCCUCGGGCCAAGGUCACACCCCCGGCUCUGCCUCCAAGAGGAAACACAGGAAACUGGCGGUGAACUUCGAGGCAGCCAAAGUCCAAGAAUAAUCCCCUCCCGUUCCUCUUAGGUGUUGGUUUUUUAGGAUGGUGUUAUAAUCUGUUGGGUCUCAAUGGCACCCUAUUCCCUGUGGUGCACUACUUUUAACCAGAGCCCUAUGUAGUUGUCCUAUGUGGCUGUAAUCAAAAGUAGUGCACUAGAUGAGGAAUAGGGUGUCAUAAGUGUGCCAUUUGAGAUGCAGACUCUGUUCUGGAUAAUGUGAGGCAAUAAGGUCUGAUAAAUCAGAAUGCCGUCGUUUUUAUGUUGUGUUUGCAUCAUGUUUGUGAGAUGGAUUUCUAUUCUCCCUAAUCUCGCCAGACCUUGUGGUACAUGGUGUCCUUCUAGUUGGUCGGUCUAUGAUUGGAGCCAGUAAUCAAGGGCUUAAUCUCUUUUAAUCUUUCCCUUCGUUUGUUUCAAGUCUCUAUUUUACCAAAUUUAUUUUUUAUUCUGAUCAAAGUAUUUUGUCACAAUUCUGUGUUUUUAAUGUCAAUCGUUUGUAAUUGCUAAUACUAAAUCAACCUACAAAAUAGUAAUGUGAAAUGAACUUCACAUGUUAACCAACAAUUAGGCCUCAAAUACAGUAUACUGACUGACAGCAUGCAAACACAUCACUAUGACAAAAUUCUAGAAUUUCUUCUCCACAGUAUAACAUAACACAUUUCUUCCAGUAGAAAAUCAUUUUGAAAUGGAAUUCAAAUCAUCUCCUGUGGGACAUCACCAGCACCUCUGUUAGCUGGUUGAUCCAAGCCUUAAUGGAGAGAUGUUUCUGUUUUUUUAAAUAUUUUCAUCCACCAUAUUUCAAUCUGGAUUUUAUGCCUUGGUACCCUUUUAAAUAUGACACAUAUUGUUUUUUGUUGCCGACAGUACCAAGGCUGAAUCAUUAUUCAUUAACUUGUAACCCACAUGUACAGUCUCGAGUCUUACAAGCAUAUUUUUGGGUCUCGCUUUGUUUUUGGAUUUGUAACUUUUGCCUCUUUCAACAUGUGGUCUGAACUACUGGGUUCUGGCUCUGUGGGUAUUUUAAACAUCUGAACCAAAGCACACCUGUUGUAUGUCCUAUUGUUUUCUUUCUAAAUUAAUUUGAGAGUUUUUAUAAGAAAACCCUCAAAUACCCCCCCCCCCCCCCAAAAAAACUUUCAAAAACCAUAAAACUAAGGAAAUGUAGCUUGCUCUUUUGAUGCAGGAAAGGUGCUGUAUGUAUCCAAUGAAUAAAGACCUUUUUUGUUACCAUGACAUCGA